GGAAAUUUUCUUUCCGCCUCUCCCUCUAUCCCGCAGACCCUGAAUACCUGGAAGCCAUCCAUAUUCCAGUUGCCCAUCACCCGCUUUCGGAAAACCACCGAGCGGCAAAUAGUUGACGGGCUUCAACACAGCACACACACCUUUGGUCGUCGUCAUGAUGAAGACCAGCCUUUUGCGGCAGGCGGCCGCAAGCCGCGUCGCCCUCGUCGCGCGCCCUGCCCAGGUGGCCUUCAGAGCAUCUUCGGCCGCGCUCGCGCUCUCGCGACCCUCGAGGAAUGUUGCUGCCGUGUAUCGUUUCACGCCUUCCCUGCUACGGCUCUACUCCAGCGAGUCCGCCGCCGAACAAUUGUCGACUGAUGCCGCGCCCGGCCCCAUUUCCCGUUUCGAAGAUCUUUCACGGCUCAACGUGCAUGAGCACAUCGUCCGCGCCAUCACACAGGAUAUGAAGUAUGAGACUAUGACAGACGUCCAAACCAUGACGAUCAGGCCCGCUCUGCUCGGGAAGGACGUGGUCGCGCAAGCAAAGACCGGCACCGGCAAGACACUUGCAUUCCUCGUCCCUGUCAUUCAGAGGAUUAUCGAUGCCGAUCCGGAUCUAGCCCGGCCCUCCAGAGGCCGGAAGAGUUGCGACAAUAUCCGCGCUAUAGUCAUGUCGCCUACUCGUGAGCUUGCCGAGCAGAUUGGCGUCGAAGCAAGACGGCUCUGCAAAGGGACCGGUGUCAUUGUCCAGACCGCCGUUGGCGGCACGCAGAAGAACAUGAUGCUUCGCAAGACCCGCAUUGAGGGCUGCCAUUUGAUGGUCGCCACUCCCGGCCGUCUGCACGACCUUCUCUCGGACCCGUCCUCCGGUAUUGCAGCACCCAACCUUGCUGCCCUGGUGCUGGAUGAAGCCGAUCGCAUGCUGGAGGUCGGUUUCAAGCUUGAGCUUGAAAACAUCCUUACCCUCCUGCCCGAUCGGAGCAGCGUGCCCCGUCAGACCCUCCUAUACUCAGCGACCCUGCCCAAAAAUGUGGUUGGCGUGGCCCGCCAAUUCAUCAACCCGACCAACUUUGAGUUCGUCCAGACCGUAAAGGCGGACGAGGUGCCAACACACGAGAGGGUGCCGCAAUUCAUCGUCCCAUGCCGCGGCUUUGAGAACGUCGCUCCUACGCUCCUGGAGUUGAUUCGCCGUGAGGGAAGCUCAGCGGGGCAACCGAUUAAGGCCAUCGUUUUUCUACCCACCACGGCAGCAGUCAUAACCUACUCGCGGAUGUUUAGAAGUCUCAGAUACGAUGACCGCUCGAUUCCUCGCGUCUAUGAGAUCCACUCCAGGCUAGCACAGGGCCAGCGAAGCAGGAGCGCUGAUGAGUUCAGGCAGGCUUCCUCUGCAAUUCUCUUCUCAUCUGAUGUCUCGGCCAGAGGCAUGGAUUUCCCCAACGUGACCCAUGUCAUACAAAUGCACCUCCCCCGCGAUCGGGACACCUACAUUCACCGCAUCGGGCGAACGGGGCGAGCUGGCAAGGAGGGCAAAGCCUACCUCCUGGCAGCUGAUAUCGAGAUCCCCGCGGCGAGGUCGCGGCUUCCAGGCUUGCCGAUCCAACGCUGCACCGACCUGGAAUCUGCGUCUAUCGACGUGAGCAAAGCCAGCACGCUUCCGGAAACUUUCAUCCAGAUUCAACAGGCGAGCGAUAAGGUUGGCUAUGAGUUGAAGCAAGAGGCCUACCGCGCAUUUCUCGUAGGCGCCUUUAGCGAGGUUGACACGCGCGAGCUGGUGACCGAAUGCAACAACAUGGCCAAGUACACCUGGGGCAUGGAGGAGCCACCGGCUGUCUCGCCGUCGACGGCUCGUCUGGUCGGUGUAUCCGCAGGGCUACGAAUCGCUGACAUCCCUGCUCCCCGAAAACCUCAUGGCGGUUCUUAUGGUGGAGGUUCUUAUGGUGGUGGCGGCGACCGUCGUGAUGAUUUCGAGAGGAUGGAACGCGUCGCUCAAAGCGAAAGCAGGAGAGGUGGACGGAAGCCUCCCGCCACGUUUUAG
Chaetomium strumarium is the source of this 2014-nucleotide messenger RNA. RefSeq names its product P-loop containing nucleoside triphosphate hydrolase protein. Gene Ontology annotation, molecular function: nucleic acid binding; ATP binding. The coding region runs from base 155 to 2014 and encodes 619 amino acids. Lineage: Eukaryota; Fungi; Ascomycota; Sordariomycetes; Sordariales; Chaetomiaceae. Gene Ontology annotation, cellular component: mitochondrion. The record is from RefSeq and is a predicted model, not a curated record. The transcript is spliced from 3 exons.